AUGAAUAAAUAUAAAGAUACUUUAAAAACUAAAUUUGAGUAUAAAUAUUUAUUUUACUUUGCCUCUUUUGUAUCCAUCAAUUUAGGUAUUUGCAAUGAAUAUAUUAAAAAAAAAAAGUUGGCUUAUAAAAAUGUAUCUCAUAAAAUAUAUUUCGAUUUAAGUGAAAAGAAUUUUGAAUUUUUGGAUAAAAAUAAAUACUUAUAUAGAAUUGAAAAAAUAAAUGAGUAUUUUGAUUUACCAAAAUCCAAAUUGUUAGACGCAUGUAAUAAUUAUUUCCCAGUGGAUUAUCAUUUACAAUAUGUAAGUAAUAUUUUUGAAAAAAAAAAAGAUGAAUUAAAUAAUAUAAUGGAAAAAGAAAAGAAGAGUAUGUCUAUUGAUGAGUUGAUAUGUGAUAUUAUAAACUAUUUAGAAUCUGUAAUAAAUGGGAAUAUAAAUGUGGAUAACCAUAGAUUUAAUCAUAAUAAUAUAAAUAUAUAUAAUAAGGACCACAUCAUCAUCAGCAACAUUAACAUAAACAACAACAUAAACAACAACAUAAACAACAACAUAAACAACAACAUAAACAACAACAUAAACAACAACAUAAACAACAACAUAAACAACAACAAUAAUAAUAAUGAUGACAUUUCCUUAGAUAAUAAAUGUAGUGGUGGGGGUAGCUUCUUAAAAAAUUUAAAUCUUAGUUAUUUUAAAGAUUUUUUAGUAGAGAGGAAAAAAAUAAACCUAGAUGCAUUAUUCAAUGAUAAUUCUUUAAAUGUUUUAUUUGAUGAACUUUAUACAUAUACUUAUAUAUACUUAUUAAUUAAUUAUAAAAGGAAUAAUUUUUUUGAUUUUAUAAAAAUGAAAAGAUCCUAUAGACAUUGUAGCGAACAUGUGGGGAAAGAUAUUGGCCUAGAAGUUCAUAAUUAUAUAGGAUUAGGUAUAAAAGAUAAUAAAUUAACAAUAUUAAAAGAAGAACAAGAAGACGAAGAAGAAGAAAAAAAAAUAAUAAAAAAUAAAAAAUAUAAUAAUGAUAAUAUUAAUAUGAAGAAUAGUAUUAGUAAUAGUAAUAUUGAUAGUCCUAGCAAUAAUAAUAAUAAUAAUAAUAAUAAUAAUCAUGGUAAGCAAAUAUUGGAUAAUACAAAAUAUGUUUUAAAUAUAGAUACGAUAAACGAGAUACAUAAAAGCUUAUCUACAUACGGAAUUGUUGUUUUAAAAAAUGUGUUACCAAAAGAAAAUAUAAAGAGAUUAAAGAAAGAAUUGUUUGUACAAGAAAAAGAUAUAAAUAUAUCAUCAUUUUUAAUGAAUAAAGAUCAAAAUAUAUUUUGUAUACGUCCUAGUAGAGGUAGACAAUAUUGUAUCUUAAGAAAUAGUACGGUAAGUGAUUUGUUUGUAAAUUUACAACAAUAUUGGAUGAAUAUUGUAUAUUCUUAUUUAUCCUUUGGAACAUAUGAAAAUAUAUUUAAACACUUUGAUAAAAAGACAAUUUUUAAUUUAAAUAAUAUUAAUAAUUUAGAUAUAAAAAAUGAAAAAAACGAUAAAAUUUAUUUAUCUGAAUUACAAUUAUUAAAUAAUGAACCUUUAAGUGAUAAACAAACUUAUCAUGUUGAUAAUGGAUAUAAUGGAAUAUCGAUUAUUGUCCCACUUAAUAAAAUAAAUAAAGAAUCAGGAAAUUUCGAAUUUUUUACAGGAACACAUUUAUUUUCCUCAUUACAAAAUAAAAGUUUAAAACAUAAAAUUAAAACGUUUAAACAAUUUUUAAAGGUUUAUUAUAUAACAAAAGGAUCUUCUUUUAUACCUGAUGUAAAAGAACAAGAUUUAAUUAUAUAUGAUUCUAGAAUCUUACAUAGAGGUUUAUCAAAUAAUUUAUGGAUGAAAAAUUCGUCUUUAAUUUAUCGUUAUGAUUAUAAAAAAUAUCCUCCACCGGGACAAAAUUUUAUUGAUAUCUUUUCAUACAACAUAAUUGGAAAGUGCAUAUCCUUUUUUAACUUUUUAGAAAAAUAUAUAUAA
Plasmodium falciparum 3D7 is the source of this 1989-nucleotide messenger RNA. RefSeq lists its product as uncharacterized. The record is from RefSeq and is a predicted model, not a curated record. NCBI's taxonomy places the organism in Eukaryota, Apicomplexa, Aconoidasida, Haemosporida, Plasmodiidae.